Emiliania huxleyi CCMP1516 is the source of this 1692-nucleotide messenger RNA. RefSeq lists its product as hypothetical. Gene Ontology annotation, biological process: abscisic acid-activated signaling pathway; protein ubiquitination; defense response. The coding region runs from base 1 to 1692 and encodes 563 amino acids. Lineage: Eukaryota; Haptophyta; Isochrysidales; Noelaerhabdaceae. The record is from RefSeq and is a predicted model, not a curated record. Gene Ontology annotation, molecular function: ubiquitin-protein transferase activity. The transcript has a single exon.
AUGGGAUUAUUCGACCGUCUCUUCGGCCGCGGCGGCCAGGCGGAGGUCACCACCGACACGAGCGGCGGCAUGCCUUCGCGUCCCUCUCGCGCCGCUGCUGCGGAAGCGGCUGUCGAGCCCUCGACCGUGCACAAGCAGAAGCGCAAAAUUGCGGCCGAGAGCUCGCCGCGGAAGAAGGCGGCAUCCAAGCCGUCGCCGCCAGAGCUGGCGCCGACGGGCGAGACGUGCGUCGUCUGCUGCACCGAGUCGGUCGAGCUCGCCGCCGGCGUCAAGUGCCCGGCGGGUCACUUCUCGUGCGGCAGCUGCGCCGAGCGGCUGCUCGGCCUGUCGAUCGCGCGCGACCCGGCGGCGGUCGACACGCACGAGAAGGAGCAGCGGUGCUACCACGUCAAGUGCGCGGCGCCCGACUUCAGCUGCGGCGCGGCGUUCGGGCUGAAGGAGCUCGCGGCCGCGAUGCCGGCCGCCGCGUUCGACGCGCUGCAGGCGAAGAAUGUCGAGCUCGCCGUCCACCUGCGGCUUCCCGACGCGGUCAAGGAGCACCUCGCGGCGGCGGCGGCGUCGACCGGCCCGCAGACGACGGCGCAGUACGAGGCCGACUUGCGCGCCGCCUUCCGCCGCCCCGACGGCACGUUCCGCGACGAGCAGGGCUGCCGCGUCAAGCAGUGCCGCGAGUGCGGCUUCGGCCCCGUCCUCAAGAUCAAUUGCGACGACAUGACGGCGCACCACGGCGACGUCGUCCGCGACCGCCGCGACGGCUCGGUCGUGUACCGCCAGGACAUGUCGUGCGGCCACUGUGGCCACCUCAACCGCAGCAGAUGGACGCAGUGGCCCGACUGGACGGGCGAGCGCGUCCUCGGCGCCGUGCCGCGGGUGCCGCGGGCCGAGCCGCCCGCGUCGACGGAUGAGGACGAGGACGAGGACGAGGACGACGACGAGGACGACGACGACGACGACGACGACGACGACGACGACGACGACGACGACGACGACGAGGAGGAGGAGGAGGAGGAGGAGGAGGCGAGCGACGAGGAGGAGGAGGCGGAGGACGGCAGCGAGGGCGAGAGCGAGGAGGAGCGAGAGGAGGGCAGCGUGCGGCCGCUGGCCGUCGGCGACCGCGUGCGUGUGCGCCGCAGCGUGACCUCGCCGCGCUACGGCUGGGGCGGCAUCACCCACGAGAGCGUCGGCACGCUGACCUCCACCGACAACCCGAACCGCGUCGUGGUCGAUUUCCCGAGGCGCGGCUCCCGAUGGAGGGCCGAGCUCCGCGAGCUCGAGCGCGUGGCGCCGCGGGAGCUCGCCGUUGGCGACCACGUCCGCGUCCGCCGCACCGUCCACCGCCCGCGGUUCGAGUGGGGCGGCGUCACCCAUGAGGACGUCGGCAGGCUGCUCUCGGUCGACCGCAGCCGCGGCCCCGAUGGCAUCACCGCGACGGUUCGCUUCCCCAGCUUCCCCUCGUGGAACGCCGCCGUCGAGGAGCUCGAGCACGCUGACGGCGCCGAGGCGCCGCCGGCGCCGCGCCGCCCGGUGGAGGACCGCGCGCGCAGCCGCGGCCUCCUCGACGAGUACGCGCAGCUCAUCGGAAUGGGCUUCGAAGCCGAGGUGUCGCUCCAGGCGCUCGUGCGCGCAGCGCGCAACCACCGCGACGCCGAGCGUCGCGUCGCAACCGCCGUGGGGACCCUCCUCGGCGCGUGA